Dermacentor albipictus is the source of this 3384-nucleotide messenger RNA. Its product is annotated as phosphate-regulating neutral endopeptidase PHEX-like. Gene Ontology annotation, molecular function: metalloendopeptidase activity. NCBI's taxonomy places the organism in Eukaryota, Metazoa, Arthropoda, Arachnida, Ixodida, Ixodidae. Gene Ontology annotation, biological process: protein processing. The record is from RefSeq and is a predicted model, not a curated record. Gene Ontology annotation, cellular component: plasma membrane.
GUAGAAGAAGAAGACAGCAUAAGGAAGCUGCCACGAUGGAUGACGACGCUGUCAAGAGCAAACACACGCACCAAAGAAGACUGAAGCACACCAGGAGAAAAUCUUCGACGAAGUCUCGUGGAGCCCCUCAAACAACCGACCCAAGUGUCGCCCUGUCGACCGGUGUCGCCACCCUAUCUACACAGGCAUAUCCGUCAUUGGAGAGUGGCAACGUUAGAGAGGCCGACACGGGAGUCCUUACUGCGGGCCCACUGACGUCCAGGAUACAACCACAGGAGGAGGCAUUGCAGACCAAGGGAGCCGCAGACAAGAGCCACAGCGAGCGCCACGGCCACCACCAACGAUCAAAGCGCCACCGGCACCCCGAGCCCGAGAACCAGCAGGAACAGCGGCAGGAAAAGCAGCAGGAACGCCAGCAGGAACGGCAGCAGCCACAACCGCCCGACGAUUUGAACCGCGCACCGACGCCCUUGCCGGUCGAGAACUCGUCGGGUCUACCUGCAGGUCCAUGGGUGCCCUUGCCAGCCGGCUCCUCCCCCCUGGACAUGGGUCACUUGCAGCUGGCGCUGCUCUCGACCAUCACGAUAGUGAUGACCGCGCUGAUCGGGGCCGCGUUCCUGGCCUCGGUGACCACGAUCGGCUCAGCGGGGCGGCGCUGCGUGACCGCCGCCUGCGACCGCCAUCGCGCCCUGCUCGCCGAGUGCCUCAACGCGUCGGUGCCUCCGUGCCGAGACUUCUACGGACACGUCUGUUCGCGGUGGGACGCCGCCAGGGACGGCCCACUCGCCGCCACCGUUCAACAGCAGUUCAUGACCAAGGUGGCAACGAGAGCACUCCAUCUAAGCGUGCCGCCGAAAGGGCAGACGGUCGUGGAAAAAGCCGCCGGGCUGUACCAGUCCUGCGCGCGCGUCUACAUUCACAACGCGAGCCAAGCGACCGAGGCGCGAGAUCUGCUGCUCAGCUUCGGGGUCCACUGGCCCCGGCUCAGCAACGCAUCGCGUCUUCUACCCAUAUUCCUCUCGAUGUCGGCCGGCUGGAGUUGGGCCAGUGUGCUGGAGUUCGUAGCGACACGCCGAGGACACAUGACCGUGCGGCCGUCGUCGUUCUAUGCGUCGCUGCUGCGACAGAGACAACUGAUGCUUGAAAGCGAAGCCAAACAGAGCCCCUACAAACAGUACUACGACGCUAUGGUGGCCGCAUUCCAACAAGACGCUGCCGAGACGCCCUCCUACGACGAGCUGACGGAGUUCGAGAAGAAAAUAGUGCCCAACCUGACCGCCGCGCUCUCUGUUCCGUACUCUAACCCACUGGAGAAUAUCACCUCGGCGACCGCGGCCAGCUUGUCAUUCGAUGUCGUCACCGCGAGCGAGUGGGAAAAGCUGCUCGGGGCCGCGUUCAACACUUCCGAACUCGGCCCGUUCACUUUCACCAUCGAGACCUACGAAUUCUUCGAGCACUUCUUCAGGCUGGUGACGUCCCAGAGCGAGAGUGCCAUGGCUUACUACGUCGGCUGGGCCGUCGCGCAAGCGCUCUCGCUGCUCGCGAGUCGGCAGCUGACCGCGCUUUACUUCAUGGGCGACACGUGGGCAGGUAGAGGCCACAUGCUCUUCUGCGCGGACGUCGCGCAUAGAUACGUCGGCGUCGCACUGGUCGUGGAACAUCUCCGACACGAGGUGACCGAGGACGUGCUCGCCGACGUCCUGAGCGUGGAGUCCGCCGUGCAGGCGAAUUUUCGAGAGCGACUGGCCGACUCCACGUGGGCCAGCGUGGUGCCGAAGAACGUGCUCGAGGACGAAUGGCUGGAGCAGUCUCUGGAAAUGGUGAAGGUGAACGAGGCCGACACGUUAGGCGAUAUGGACCAGCACUUUCCGGACAUGGGGGAGAACGUCUUCGAGAACAUACGUCUGGCCACCGAGCACAGGCGGUCAGUUAAAGGUAACACGAGUGCGGUUCACUUCGUGGACACCGUCAACGGGCGCAUCUCCACCUAUGACCGUGGGCGAUUCAUGUUGCUUCCCGUGGCCCUAGAAAUGCCGUUCUACGGCGUCGACACGAUAGCAGCGGCGAAGUACGGUAUCCUCGGAAACGAAGUGGCGUAUGCUUUAUCAUCCGUGAUCCUGGACAACGUGAGAACGUACGACAGCAGGCUCCAGUUGACCUUCACCCACAAGCUGGCUUGUUUCUUCAACAGGCAGGUGCUCCUCAGCCAUAUCGCACCACACCAAAUGCACCUCAUCAAGGGGGUGACGUCGGUACGGACGCUGCUGAGGGCGCUGGUCAAUGCGAGCAGCAACGGGAGACCGACCAGGCUACACGGCUACGAGGCGCUGACGGACGCGCAGAUGCUCCUGAUAUUCUGGUGCAUCGUACACUGCGGCAGCCGCGACGGCAGGCGCAUGUGCAACGGCCCGCUCGCCGUGGUCCAAGAGUUCGCGGAGGCCUUUCACUGCGAGCAUGGUGCAGCGAUGCGGAGUGGUAGGAACUGCGCGGUGAUUUGAACGAAACUCCCGGGCAAAAGCAAUUUGUUCGCUGACCGACGACCACGGCACGAGAGUCCGCAGAACCAUAUGACACAAUUGAACAAUGUCUUCCGCUUGUGACAAACAAACUAGCCGCGAUACUUGAUUUUUAACUCGACUCCGCACUGUGUAGUUCUUUCUCGAUUAGUAUUCUCGUAAUUUAUUGCCUCGAUGUAUGCGCGCUGUCGAAAUGGUGUCGAAAAAGAUUACGGUGUGCUUUCUGUUUGUGCUACUGUGAAUUUUCAAGUUUGUUCUCACCUUCCACUUCGACGCGCUUCCGUACAAUGUGUGUUAUGCAGGCAUGUGCUGGCCGUCAAAUGCAGAUCGCUCCGUACUGACGUUUCGCUUUUGCGUACGCACAUACACGAAUAUCACGCAUGUAAUCGUGGGACGACUUCGAGAGACCGCAGUUCGUAGCGACCCGGCAUUGCCUUGAAGCGCUUCGUUAUAUCCGAAAUAACUCUUCUCGGAGCAGCUCCCACCUUGCUACGGGAGAUUCGACAUUGCAGUGUCCUUGUCGUGGUCCGGUUCAAGUUUGCCACUGCAGCAAGCAUCUCCUGACGUUUGCAGGGUGCCUUCGCACUUGCUACAUUUCCGAACUCUGACAGGAACGGUGCCUGCGUACGCGUCAGUGAAAAACUUACGCGGAAUUUGUAUGCGUAGGCAUUUCUCUUAGCCACGUGCGUAUUUUUUUUUUUAUUCAAGCUUGACAAUGGUACGGUGGGUGCGAAACUGCACAGGACCAGUUUUGUGUAUUGACCCUAGGGAACAAGCCCCGCUUGAGAUUAUAAAAGUUAGCGACGACAUGAAUCUGUUGCCUGCUUUCGUUGAGCUCACUGAUGGUCCCGAACUCGGGAACGUUGAG